Molecule: messenger RNA, 642 nt
Organism: Cooperia oncophora
Lineage: Eukaryota; Metazoa; Nematoda; Chromadorea; Rhabditida; Trichostrongylidae
Source: the annotation of a GenBank genome assembly
AUGGCAGCAAAUAACGAACGACCGAUAAUAUUCGCUCUCUCAAACCCGACAAGCAAUGCGGAAUGUACAGCUGAAGCAGCUAUUCGCCUGACAGAUGGAAAAGUGCUGUUUGCUUCGGGUUCGCCAUUCGAAAAUGUGGUCUACAAAGGGAAAACGUAUAAACCAGGCCAAGGCAACAAUGCCUAUAUUUUCCCCGGAGUUGGGCUCGGAGCUGUACUGUUCAGUUCAAAGCACAUUACCGACAAGAUUUUCCUUUUAGCAGCCCGGGUCAGUCUUACUGUAAGGAGAAGCUUUAACGCUUCACAUAGCUCUUCCGCAGUUAAAGAGUUGGUCAAUUUCCAGGAAGUGUCAACUAGUGUGACAGAGAAAUCCCUGGAAAAAUACUCGAGACUUUAUCCUCGUCUUAAGGACAUCCGCGAGUUGUCAAUAAAAAUCGCCGUCGCGGUUGCAAAAUAUCUUUACCAUCACAACCUCGCUACAUUGUAUCCCGAACCGCACGAUAUCGAAUUAUACAUUCGCCAACACAUCUACACAAGUGACUAUCAAGAAUCCGUCAAUAGAAUUUACGAUUGGCCUGCUGCCGAUGCUAAACACGGCUAUCCGAUUCCGAAAUUAGAGAGGAAAUCAAUGGAAGAUGAGUAG